GUGUUGUCCGACAACAUGACCGCAACCGGGUUGAGCCGGUUGCCCGCCUUCGAUCCGUCAGUGCCGCCUCUCGGGAAUGAAACCGAACUGUCGGACGAAUUUCGCGAGGUGCGGAUCAGUCUGAUCAUCGUGCUCGGCUGCAUUUUUGCCGUGAUGACGACAGCCGGAAAUUUCAUGGUGAUGCUGUCCUUCAAAAUUGACCGACAACUCCAGACGAUCAGCAACUAUUUCCUUUUCAGCCUGGCGGUGGCUGAUAUUACGAUAGGAAUUAUCUCAAUUCCGAUGUACACCUACUACCGGGCGAACGGCGACUGGGAGCUGGGGAGAACGACGAAGAAGGCGCUGACGAUGAUCGCGUGUACCUAUAUAAUUUCUCUGAUCCUGUGGCCGCCCUGGAUCAUCAGCUGGCCUUAUAUUGAAGGAAAAUUCACGGUCGCCCCGGAGACGUGCGUCGUGCAGUUUCUCGAGACGAAUCCGUAUGUUACGGCAGUGGCUGUCGUGGACGAUCAGACGAGCGUCACCUCUUCUUUUUACCUGAAAAGAAAGGGCAGCGCCCCGCACAGUACGGUGGUUGAGGACAGCACCUCCCUGGGCACCGGAUCGCCACGGAAUGGAAGCCGAUACCGUACGCGAAACCAGCAGCCUGAUCGACCACAGGUCGACACGUAUACCGUACUCAUCGAGCUGAAGGACGAGGGGACGAGGCCGAGCGUCCGGCUCUCAAGUUGCGAUUCUGGGGCUUAUGACGAAAUCUCGUGCACCCGGAACUCCUCACAUCGAGGAAGGUCCCGCAGCGAAGUCGAGGCGACGAUGUGCGAGGAGAAGAAGCUGGCCUCGAUAAAAGAAUCCCCAGUCCCGGCCCGCAACGGCAAGUCCACGCUCAGCUCGAAGACCAAGGAACAGGAGCAGCGGAAGAGCGAGAAGGAACGCAAGAAGAACGAGCGAAAGCAGGAGAGCAAGGCCGCCAAGACGCUGUCGGCCAUCUUGUUCGCCUUCAUCGUCACCUGGACGCCCUAUAAUGUAAUCGUCUGCUGGGAGGCCUUCUACCCGCGGACCGUGCCGAGUAUACUGUAUGAUUUUGCAUAUUGCCUCUGCUACAUCAACUCCACGAUCAACCCAUUGUGCUACGCGCUGUGUAAUGCCCGUUUCCGGCACACCUAUAUGCGAAUUUUGCGGUGCCGCUUCGGCCACGACCGCCCCCAGCAUAUGAACCAGGCCUACGUGAGGAGGACC
Molecule: messenger RNA, 1233 nt
Organism: Mesorhabditis spiculigera
Lineage: Eukaryota; Metazoa; Nematoda; Chromadorea; Rhabditida; Rhabditidae
Source: the annotation of a GenBank genome assembly